AUGGAAGAGUCCCUGGACGGCCGCGAGGGCGGCGCCACUGCGCCGGGCUUCGAUUCGGCGGCCAUCUUAAAUGACGACGUGUCCCCCACCACCAGCUUCUGUUACAGCAUACCGAACCUUUUUAACGGGUUGGGCACAGGUUCGGUUCUCUGCGAGCGUCCCGAAGGAGAGCCAGCUGAAACGUUCACCAACACCGAGGCAUCCGAGGAGACGGUAGACCACCAGCAGUAUGAAGAAGACGAGGAGUACUCACCCAAAUCAAAUUCCAAAGGUGAUCUUCCUAAGCGGAAACAAAGACGAUACAGGACCACCUUUUCCAAUGUCCAGUUGGAGCAACUGGAGGCUGCAUUUCAUAAAACUCACUACCCUGAUGUAUUCUUCAGAGAGGAGUUAGCUAUGAGGAUAGAUCUUACUGAAGCAAGAGUGCAGGUCUGGUUUCAAAACCGUCGCGCGAAAUGGCGUAAACAGCAGAAGGUGGGAUGCGAGUCGUACCCUGGUAGAGGCAGAUCUCCUGACGAGAGGUCGCCUUCGGCUCUGGCGCUGGAGAUGAGGGACUUCAUCACCAUACCUGUUUCAUCUUCACAGAUGGUAAACAUACACUCUGAUACAUCCAACCAGAACAGUUACAGCUCGAAGAAGCAGCCAGCUCCAGCAAUCCACAUAUCAGCUCUACCAAAUAGACAAAACCCUCAAAUGGAACUACCAUCGUUCUCGAUACCACUACAGUACAACCUAGGAACCUUCAAGAAGAUCGGAGAGGAUGUCCAACUAGAUCUCGAACCUUCCACAGAAACUGUACAACAAACUCAAUGGGAUACGCGAAUGAUUCCCAACUUUAGUCUCAUGAAUUUAAAACCACUUUUAGAUAACAGAGAAAAUAUAGAUAUGACUGAACUAAAAUAUGAUGUUAAGAAUGAAGCUAGUCGAGUUAACUUUAAUGAAAUAGCGGGAACAGUAGCACAAGCGACUGCUAUAGAGGCAGAUGAUAUUCUAGGCAAAAGUGUUAACGAAGGACAGACCAUUUCUCCCGAUUUCAAUAUAGAAAGAUAUCAAAGCUAUCACAGUGAUAACGAAAAGCGAUUCAGGGAAACUAGUUUUGAUGAAGGCAUGAUUGAAGAUAGUAGGAAUGAUUUUGUGUGCGACAGUGAUUUCUUGUGUAAAAACAAUUUCGAGAAAGUUGAAGAGAAACGCAAUGAGUUUGAGGACUGCCAUUUGCUGGAUGCAGAUGCCAACGUAGCCAUUGGUACUUUCGAUAGUAAUUUGUAAUAUAUUGCAGUUUUAUACGUAUGUUGUUAUGUUUCAAUUUUAAUAAUUAAGAAAUAAGAAUCUCA
Molecule: messenger RNA, 1331 nt
Organism: Chilo suppressalis (striped riceborer)
Lineage: Eukaryota; Metazoa; Arthropoda; Insecta; Lepidoptera; Crambidae
Source: the annotation of a GenBank genome assembly